Molecule: messenger RNA, 2094 nt
Organism: Exophiala xenobiotica
Lineage: Eukaryota; Fungi; Ascomycota; Eurotiomycetes; Chaetothyriales; Herpotrichiellaceae
Exons: 3
Coding region: 482-1840 (452 amino acids)
Source: RefSeq, a predicted model, not a curated record
AACUCCUUUAUCCACUGCGUUAUACGGCUCUUUCAGUCUCUAUCUCCUAUCCUGAUGCUUUUGAUUCCGAAGACUGAAGCUGCUGAAUCACAGACUCUGUACGCGAAUUAUUCCUGCCUAAACCGCCCUGACGAGAGAAGGCCCAAAGCGCUCCACAACGGUAUAUGUACACCUCUUCUCACUACCAGGUAGGCAUGGACUCCAAUUCGAGGCUUCUAUUGGGUAGACAGCUUCAUUUCAGCGAAGCUCACCAGUAAGCUCUUCAUGUGAGAGUCGUUACUGCCCUUCGAUUUCUCCAUUUAUUCAGACCAAUCACAUGAGGCCUCCUCAACUACAACUUCCACCCUUUACAUCAGACACGAUCAGACUACGCCUGCAGGCACCUCGGAUACACCUGAACAUCAUGAAUUCGUCAGAUGAUAUCUUCGGAGUAUGUCUGUUCUUCGUCCACUCUUCUCUUAAUCCUUCCUGAUCGCGACCGAUGCACAACACCUUCUACAGAAGCCUACGGCUUGACUCAGUAUCGCAUCACUCGAGAACGCUUCAUCAACCGUGCAGAGUUCUCCUAUCCCCUUUAUUUGCACACCGUUGCUGCCUUUCUACUUCUCUGUCGUCUAAAAGAAGCAAGUUCCGCCAUUUCCACGGCCCAAGCCAUCUCCCAUCAUUCUCAACAAGAACCAUGACGUCCAGCGACGCAGUGAAACUGUCCAAGUUUCUCAAGGCUAUGGACUGGGUCUAUGGUCCUUUCCCGGCGCCCGACGACCCAAAUCUUGCCGAAUGGGUCCCGGCGCCUCUCGUAGAAGCGCAUCGAGGACGCUAUCUCUGGACGGAUGGCUUCGCUGUCGUCAACUUCCUGACCUUAUACAAACUCACGCAUGAGGAUCGCUACCUCACCUGCGCCAGAAACCUGGUAUUCACUGUCCACAAUGUCCUAGGCUACACUCGUGACGGCAAAGAGAGACUCCCUGGCGCCACGGAGGAGAAGCCUCUGGACGGCGGCCUUCGCAUUGGCAAACUUGAUGAAGCUGGCCCAGAUGGUGACGGCCAGUACUUCCAUUACCUGACCGUGUGGAUGCACGCUCUCAAUCGGAUGACAUCUGUGACUGGCAACAAAUGGUAUAACGACCAAGCAGUGUCGAUGGCCAAAGCUGUCCUAUUUCGCUUCAUGACAAACGUGUCCGCGAAACGCCCCAGGAUGUUUUGGAAACUCGCCAUGGACCUGUCAAGGCCUCUUGUUCACUCUGAGGGCAACCUCGACCCCAUCGACGGUUACGUCAUGUAUAAGCGCCUCCAGGAAACCAGUGACAAUCAUCAUGUUCUUGACGAGGAAAUUGCUGCUCUCAAGAAGAUAGUCGAUGACAAAGUGGAAGAUUACUCUUCUCUUGACCCACUCGACCUCGGAAUGACGCUGUGGACUGUACAUUGGCUGGUCCCGGAGCCGACCUGGCCUCUCAGUGGACAGUGGCCUGCAAAGCUGCAAUAUCGCGCUUACAACCACUUGUUAUACGCCGCCAAAAGAUUCGGCUUAUUUAACAAUCCGCACGAAAAGCGCCUGGCCUUCCGCGAGUUUGGGGCAGCACUGGGCCUUCGCACUGUAGUGCCACUGAUUGACAAGAUGGCCGAGGGUGCCUCUCCCACAGAUCGCGAGGAUCCGAAAACGAUUGAGAGCCUGAAUGCAAUGAAAGCAAUGCCGGAUCAAAUCUUGAAAGGCUGGGAGGACGCUGGCUUAGUGCCCGUGCCGACCAAGAAGGUGGAUAGACGCGAGGCUGAACUCUCGUCAAUCACUGCUGUCAUGUAUGCCACCGCUCUCAUUCCGGGCGUGAUGGUUCGCCAGCCAUAGUCCGCCAACAAUUCGAAGCAGAGAAACCAUCUUUGUACAAAAUGCCGCUCUCACCAAACUUUAAUCUUUCGACAAGCGCGACUUCAUCCUUGUAUCGACGCCGAUGGGACCUUUUGAUCCUACAUGGGAAGAGCCGAAUUUUGACUUUGUCCUGAUAGCCUCUUAGGCUUUUUGAUGUUUGCAUGAGAGAAGGAAGAAAUUGUAUUACUAGGUUUGAUAUCAUUCUUGACAGCAAUAAAGGGUACAUUUCUACA